GCACAGUUUUUUCCUUUGUUAGCAAUACAUGCUAAUAGGCCACGGUGAGCAUGCCCGCAAGCUUUCAGUUCUAAAAUUCUUAGAAAUGGAGAAACAAGUUCAUUUACAACAAAGACUAGGAAUACAGGAAUGUCUAAUAGAGAAGGGUCGAAGAUGGGAAGGAGAUGAUUUUCCUAAAGACAGUUUAAAGAUCAUGUCAGCUGUCAGGAUGGAGAAUUGGAACCUAGGUGUCAGUUUUGGCCCUAAGGAUGCAGUAGCUUGUGGGCUUGGUGAAGGUUCACUAGUGAAUGCAGGAGUAAUGCAGUCGACCCCAGUUUGUGCAAGAAGAAAUUCAAAAUGGCCAAAGGAAUGGGAAUGUGAUUGGGAUAGUUGUGAAGCUUCUGCUGCCUCCAUGUUGGGAAUUCAAAGCAUUCCCGUCAGGUUUCCUAUUGCUAAAGUAAUGAAGCAAAUAGUUGGAGAUCAAACAGAAGAAGAAUAUUGUGAAGAUUCAAUGAAGUUAAGCACGAAUUUUGACUUGAAGAACUACCAACAAGCUGGAUGCAUUGUUAAAACAGAAUGUCAAGUUCAGUAUGUGGUUAAAAACCUGUAUGACAUUUUCCAAGAGAGAAAAGUUGGAAGAAAGAGAAGGUGGUGUGUUUACUUAAAUGAGGUUGACUGCAUAUUGGCAGAUUUUGUGAUUCUCUCGGUCUGCUGUGCUUCGAGAACUGCCUACCCUUACAUGCUAUUUAAAGGGAUAGUAAGUUGUGGAUGGCCAACUGGUUACUGGUUCUUUCACAGCAUUAUAGACAAGCUGAAACAUAUCUUAGGUUUUAAGUCAAGUCAUGCAAUGGUGCUUAAUGCAAUGGGAUAUGAUAAGAGUGAUGGGAAAAUUAUAUUAGAAAAAGAAACAAAUAAAAUUUGCUUUACUCCACCCAAUGAUCCUUUACUGCCAAGAAAGAUAGAGGCCUUUCAAAAGAUAACUAAGACAUUAGGGUGAAUUCUAUUCAUGUCAAAGUACCAGAGCACUUCAGUUCAUCUUUUAGGUGGCUGCAAUGCAUCACCAGAUCAUUUAGGUGGUGUUUGUAAUCCACAAGGUCAGGUUUAUGAUCCAGACUCUCCUGGUUCAGUGCAUCAGGGCCUCUAUGUGUGUGAUGCUUCUAUAAUCCCGUGUUCAAUUGGUGUAAACCCUGCUCUUACUAUUGCUACAGUAUCUGAGUAUGUAAGCAAGCACCUUGUGAAGGAUAUUAUUGGCUUCAAGAGAGAAAAGGGCACAGAUUUUCCUUUUAAAUCUGUCUAUCAGAAUCCAUGCGUCGACAACAAUGAGACUAAGAGGACCAAUAAAGGAAAUGUUCUGAUCAAAGAAGUCAUAAGAGGUUAUGUGGGGGUUAUGCCAUGUACUGCUUUUCUUAAAAUCAACAUAUAGUUGCAGG
Rubroshorea leprosula is the source of this 1409-nucleotide messenger RNA. NCBI's taxonomy places the organism in Eukaryota, Viridiplantae, Streptophyta, Magnoliopsida, Malvales, Dipterocarpaceae. The record is from the annotation of a GenBank genome assembly.